This is a messenger RNA of Prunus armeniaca (apricot), 618 nucleotides long. NCBI's taxonomy places the organism in Eukaryota, Viridiplantae, Streptophyta, Magnoliopsida, Rosales, Rosaceae. The record is from the annotation of a GenBank genome assembly.
AUGCUAGCUCUAUUUCCCGAAGUUGAAGAAUCAACAAUCUCUAAGGAAGUUAUGGGGGAGCUGCCAGAAAUGGUUGCUGUAGUCACAGAGGCGGAACCAUGGACCCUCUACUUCGAUGAGUCUUCUACAUCGAAAGGUGCAGGAGCAGGUGUAGUGCUUAUCAAUCCCGAGGGGCAAGCCACGACCCUCUCAUUCAAGCUAAAUUUCUCAUGCACAAAUAAUACGGCGGAGCACGAGGCCUUCAUCAUGGGGAUGUCUACAGCAAGGGAGAGGGGUGUUGAAAGAAUUAAAAUUAUUGGGGACUCAAACCUAGUGCUCAGUCAAUCACAAGGGAAUUUCACUGUGAAAGAGCCAACAUUGGCGCCGUAUCGUACAGCUGCUGAAAGGCUUGUUCGUUCUUUCAAACAAGUAGUGUUAGAACAUAUUCCCGGGGUUACUAAUAGAUAUGCUAAUGGGUUGGCCACUUUGGGAUCGAAGCUUUCAUUUGUUGAAGAACAACCCAAUAUUGCCGUGAUCAAGAAAGACAUGCCAGUGAUCGAAGCAAUGGCUCAAGAGGAGCAACUGGAAGAGGAUGACUGGAGGAAGCCUGUGAAAGAAAAAAAUAGGCAAGGGAAGUGA